AGCGCAGACCUUGCUUCCUCCUAAGGAACAGAUAUCUGUCAACAUCUCACUUCAGCUGCAGACUUUUAAGGUGCAGACUUUUAAGGAAGGUAAACUCACCAGCCAGUGGUCAUGGAAGAUCAGACCGCUACUUACAUUAAUCAAAACGUUAACAAUGACAAUAUCUAUGAGAUGCCAGACUCUGAGGAAGACAAAGGGGAUCAUCUUUAUGAUCGUGUCCUGGAAGAUCCAGCUUCUCCAUCUUCCACCACUACUAUGCCAGAGAUGAUGGAUCUUAGCCAAGAGAGCAAUGAAGACAGCCGCAGCAGUUCCGUGGCUUCUCAGCACGGGCCUGAUGAGGAGAGUAGUUCUUCCUCUGAGCACAGUGCUGCAGAUGAGCACCUGUACCAGGACGUGGGUCAUAUGAGCCCAGCUCAGGAAGACAAACCCAUGACAUUUGAGAGCAGUGAGUUUUGCCCUCCCGGUUUCCACUUGCGUCGGAGCCAGAGCACUUCCACCUCCCCGACCUCCCUCAAGUUCCCACAUGGCAGUAACAUAGGAGAAAACAACAACUCUGAGGAAGAGUAUGAGAUUUUCAUGUUUGUAAAGGCGGGUAUCGAUGGAGAAAGCAUUGGGAACUGCCCGUUCUCCCAGCGUCUCUUCAUGAUCCUCUGGCUCAAAGGAGUUGUGUUCAACGUCACCACUGUUGACCUGAAAAGAAAACCAGCUGAUCUACACAACCUGGCUCCUGGAACUCACCCACCUUUCUUAACUUUCAAUGGAGAAGUCAAGACAGAUGUUAACAAGAUUGAGGAAUUCUUGGAAGAGACUCUUGCACCUCCAAAGUAUCCCAAGCUGGCUGCUAAGCACCGGGAAUCAAACACUGCUGGAAUUGAUAUCUUCUCCAAAUUUUCUGCUUACAUCAAAAAUACCAAGCAGCAGGACAAUGCUGCCACAUGCCAUUAUGUUUCAUACUUGGCACAGAAGCAGGUGAUAACCUUCUUGGCCCUUGAAAGAGGUCUGGUGAAGGCUCUGAAGAAGCUGGAUGACUAUCUGAGAACCCCUCUGCCGGAGGAGAUCGAUGCAAACAGCACUGAAGAGGAGAAGGUGUCCAAACGCAAGUUUCUGGAUGGAGAUGACCUCACCCUUGCUGACUGCAACCUUCUGCCCAAACUCCAUGUUGUCAAGAUUGUUGCAAAGAAAUACCGCAACUUCGAGUUCCCGACAGAGAUGACGGGGCUGUGGCGGUACCUGAAGAACGCGUACGCCAGGGAUGAGUUCACUAACACCUGUGCAGCAGACAAAGAAAUUGAGCAAGCCUAUGCGGAUGUGGCCAAGCGGCUCAGCAAGUCCUAACUGACCCCAGCAGUGGCUCGGCAUCCCUCGCAGAUUCCUGUUUUACAGACUCUUCUCCUUGUUGCCUUAAGAUAUACCUUAUCAUUAUGCUAUCUGGUUGGCAUCCCUAUGACUUCACCUGUUCAGGAGUAUUGGUCAGGGACAAACAUGCUUCUCCCUGGAGGAAGGAGAAGGCAGCUCUAGUGUAGAGGGUGGAGACCCUUUGAAAUCUGAACCUACGAUCUGACACAACUAGUAUUACUCAUAAUCAGUAUUGGAAAUGACUCCGCUGUAUUAGUUUCUUGUUUUGUGUUGGGGUAUAUCACCACCUGUUUUCUUUGGAGUUUUAACAGUAGGACGUUAGCUUAAAUUUCAAGCAAGUCAGCUAGGAACACGUAGAACUGCUUCUUCUUCUGGUUAUUUCCAGGAUGCUUCGUUUUCCCAUUGCUGUUGAAACCUGUGAGGAAGGAACAAAAUUUGAGAGAGAGGCAAAAGGAAAGAGUUUGACCCUAGAGGAGUGACGCUCUCAGCAGUUAUAUUUUUAAACUUCUCUGAAAGCAUUUUCUGUCUUAGAAGGCCCAAGAGUUCGUAGGACAUUUAUUUUUAACUUGGCACAAGAGGGGAAAGCCUAAGCAAAUAUGUCAGACUUGCAGAUGCUCCUUUGCAUAAAAUUUGCAUGAUGCUGCUGGAUCUGGAGGUGUAAAGCAAAAGAGAAUGGGCAGUUGAGCAGGAAGCCCUUGGAAGAGCAGUGCUAAUGCCGAAAUGCCCGGUGGGUCUGACAGUUGGAAGAGACAGCAAUAACGGGGCAAUACAUUGAGUCAAGCCCACAGCCAGAACAGGCACAACUAACCAAACCAUGCAGAACAUUGUCAUCUUGGCUGCGUGGCUGCCAGUUCCUUUCUGCUGCUAUCUUGGGAAGCGUGGCUAGGCGGGAGCAAGCUGGCGUGCAUUCGGUGGGGGAAGCCCUUUCCUUGCUUUGGGCUCCAGAUGGGUCGCCUUCAGGCGGCCAUCAUCCUGCCCAGGGAGCAGCGCGCUCUGAGAAGGGGACAUGCUGGGACAGAGAGACACAUUUCCAGCCCGAAAGCUGGCAAGCAGGCAAGGAGGAAGCCUGCGUGCUGCCUUAGUCCUGCUUCUCCAAGGUUCACCAGUCCAGGUUAAGCGAUUCAGGAUUGUUUUCUGAAACUGAUUAUUUCAUUCAAUCCGGAACAUCUGCCUGACACAAUUUGCUUUAAAGCAGUGAUUAUGUGCACAUUACUUUAGUAAAUCCAGAAUGACAGCUCUUUUGCAUAAAACUCACAUGUAUGAUGGUGAACAUGAAACGUUUCAGUUUGGGACUAUUUGAAGACAAAUGAAAGCUGAGCUCUUGGCUGGCAUGGCUCUCUUUGUGCUCAGGGCUGAGCCCUGACUGAGUGGAGCCCGGGGGCAGUGGGCUGUGGCUGGGGGAACCCUGGAGUGAACUGUCUGCAGCCUAAGAGCCAAGAGAUGGAUCUGUAGCCACCGCUGUGUGACAGUGAUGAAUGGGGUGGGAUUUUUCCCCUUUUCACGCUCGCCCAGCUGGGAGCAGGACACAGUUAGCUUGUUGUUGACUAUUGUUCUGCACGCAGUGAUCAGUUUGUUUUGAGCUUUCCAAAACCUCAGAACUCCCAGGCCUUCCCCUGGAAGGGGCUAUGUUAGCAGUGGCUGAAGUGGGGGGCAAAGGCUGCACGAAAUCAGCUGGCUCGGAGGGCGCUGAUAGCAGCCAGCAGAGCCUCAGGAGCUUAGCAGUGUCUGCACAGGCACAUGUGGCUCGUUAAAAAAAAAACAAAAACAAAAAAACCCACUUCUUCAUGGGUUUGGAAUUACUUGUGAUUUUAUUUUAUUUUUAAGUUUUAGAUUGAGACUAUUAUUUAUUUAUUUAUUCUGAUCCGCUCUGUCCUCUCUGCCCGCCUCUCACUUUUGGCUUGCGCUCAGCAUGCUGCUCAGGAUGGCGUUAGCAGCACCAUGUGAUCUCAUUUGUUAUGGAGAAGCCUGCUGUGUGAUGAACAGCCUCUGGGCUGGAUUUCGGCUGGCAGCACCCCUUGGCCAGGAGCAGCUUUUUGCAGUUGCUGUUGGCCAGGUUUGCAUGCAGUUGGUGGCGUGGUGGCAGUGCUCUUGGAAUGAAGGUGCAGAGGCAGAUGCAGCUCUUGUUCUGUGCUCACUGUGGUUAGAUCCUUACAGAAGGCAGCGCUCAACUGCAGCUGAGUGGGGUGAGUGAAGCAGUCAGGGUCUGCCCUGAUUUUGGCCAUCUCUGAGCCUUCAUUCCUGAAUCCCAUGCUUCUGAAAUGUUCUACCUGUCUGACUUCGGCUUUGCUAGAAGAGGGCCAAAUCACCAUCAUUUGGUCUCAGCACGCCUCAAGUUGCAUCUGUUUUAAAAAAAAUGAUGUUUAGGAAUGGGUGGGCUCAUAGCAAAAGGAAAAUGAGCUGUUGGUACAAUGAGAUUUAGUUAGGUGUCCUUAAAAUCCUUUCUGGAUUUGAUUAGAAAACUGAAAACCCCCAAGAUGCCUUCCUUUUAAUUACCAAUACAAAAUCAAAAUAUUUUCACUUUCUGAGCAACACUACAAAAAGAAAUAAAAAUCUGGGCAAAAUGUAUUGAUAGAUGUGAGAAAGAAUAAGAGGGAAGAAAUGAAACUGGUUUUCCAUCAGCUGCAGUGCCCAUUCUAGGGGAAUCCACGUCUUGCUCUGCAUCCUAACUGUGCAUUUUGUUCAUUGCUCUGUUAUAGGCUGAUCCAAGAUCAUGGACAGGUUCGAGCAUUGCCUGACCUUUGGGUUUGCAGGUUCAUGCUAUCAGGUCUAACUUCUGCUCACCUUUGUGCUCUUUGGCUUCAGCCAUACGCAGAAGCAGGAAACACUGGAAAUCCUACAUAGAAAAGUUUGAGUUUGAGCCCUACAUACUGAAUUUGAGCUCAGUACUCAUGACUCAGGAUCCAUCAGCAUCGAGGUUUUAAGGGGCUCCAGACUCCUUUAGACAGGGUAUUUUUGGUGACCUUCCAUUGUAUUUAGAAUUAUAAGUAAUAAAUAUUAAUCAUACAGGAUUGUGUGUCUACAUUGGCAAGGCAGCAUUUCUGAAAAGAAUCUAAGUGACAAGACAGACAUUGCAGAUUUACAAUAACUUUGUUCAUAAAUUUUUUGCAAGAUGUAAAGAAAGACAUAGUGCAGAGGGGGAAGAAGCCAACAAUGUGGAUUUAAUCAUCUACAUUUCAGAAAUGCAGACCAAAUGUCUGUAAAGAUGUCCAUUUCAUCCAAACAUUUCUUAGAUAUUUAUUUCAAAGCUCCCUGUUCAGUCAAUCCAACACUCCAUUCAUAUUGGAACUAAUAUUGAUUUCUCUUCUAUUACCAGCGAUACAGAAGUGUUAAAGGAUCCCGUAUACAAGUUACUCUUGUUUUUUGUUAGACUUUUUCAGUUGCCAAGAGGUCAUCUUGCUGUGCAGGUAAGACCAAAGGAGCAUCUGUUUCAGGACUGCUUAAAAGAAAGCUUCCGACAAACAUUUUUUUCCACCAGAAAGAAUCUUGUAAAGGUAUUUCUUUAUUGGGAAUGGUGUGGAAUAUUGAGCUAUGGGUUACAAGCUCUUCUCCUGUGUUUGCAUCAGCUGAAAACCACUGCCAGGGAGGAAUUAUGGUCUGUAUUGCAAAGAAGUUAGACAUCUUUGUUUCCUGCCGUGUUGUGCAGGGCAGUAAUUUUGAAUAUGUAUUUAUUCUAUUUUGACCCCAGACAGCUUUCCUCAUCCCUUGUCCCUGCAGAAGGCCAGCUCCAGGUUACCCAUAACCAUUCUUUCAUCCUUCUUUGCCAAUUCAGCAGAGUGCCCAUGGAUGGGCACACAGAGAAGAGCAUUUUAGGGCAACCGGUUCACCUGGUGGAAUGGCACCCAAAGGCCACCACUUCCAGCAGUGAUCCCACCACUGUCCCAGCAGUAAAAGCGAGAAGCAAAGAGAGUCCCCCUUUCUGAACUGACCACAUUUGGCUCACCGGCUGAGUUUGGGGUGUUGCUAAAUUGUAGGUGUUGGAAAUCUCACUCAUUUAAAACCCUAUGGGCACAUGGAAGCACGCACUUUGUAAAAUGAAUUGGCGUUUUAAACAGGGAAGUAAACCCAAAGCCCAUUGUCCUCCUUCACUUGUAUUCUUUUAGGCACUGGGAAGUUUGCAGUUGUUUAUUAUUCUGCUAGAUAUAUUCUUGAAUAGCUUUUCAUAUUAAGAAAUAUUUUCCAGUAAGAUUUUUGCCUUUCUACUCAAUCUUUCAUCCCUUCAUUAAUUUUGAUGUCUGCGAUGACCAAAUGAUUCCAGAGGAGGCAGGAAAGCUGGGAGGCUCGUACUUGUUGAGAAGUUGAAGGAGGUAAUGAUUUUUUGGAGAAAACAGCAUUCAAAGCAUUUUUUAACAAUCUGCCUUUUCAUCUGGGAUACUUAAACCAACAGUGAUGGUCUGUUUAGUCUGGGCUGUGAUUUUCAGCCGGCACCUGGAAAAGUCACCGUGUUCAAGAUGGUUUUGCUGAGGGAUUUCCCCUGGAUACGUAGGGAUGUUCCCUCUUGGUCACAGAAUGUCCCAUUUCCUUGGUCAAGAUCUUCUGGUCUGUGUUGGUGCUAAAUUACCAUGCUCCAUUAACUUUGUGCUGGGCAGUGAAAAUGGGGUCCUACCACCUCCUCUCCUCUUCUGUGCAGGGAAAGAAAAGAGCAGUGAUCUGUUUUACUUCCUUGUCCUACAUCCCAAGCAACACUCCAGCCCCAAGGGAGCACAGGACCCUGUCCAGCCCCCCACAUCCGUCACCAGGCAGCAUUUCAUAGUCCACAGCAGUCUUGCAGCCAUUUGUUCCCCUCUUGGCCCAAACCAUCCCCUUUCAACAUUUAUCAGAGAAAUGCUGAUGCUGGCAAUAUCCCAGAGGACACACACCAGCUGAGUGGCUCUGAGGGAUGCCACUGUCCUGGCCCUGCAGGUGAUGGCUGCACUGCUGGGGGACAGCCACCCCUGCCCAACCGUCUCCCACUGGUGUUGCAGUGUUUGGUAGGAAAUGCUGCUAUCAGCACUGCGACGCUCUCAGCCAGCAGUGCUGCACCACGAACAGAGCUGUCUAUGCCACCUUUUGCUGCCCCAGCUCAAUGCCAUGAAGGAUGUUAGUGUUUAGUGCUGAACGAGUGCUUGCUUGCUUGGCUGGACUGGGGCCUGAAAGUCAUGGCAGGAAAGCCUCUAACAAUGAAGGUAUUAUCCUGUUUCCUUUGAAAUCCAGUGGCAGAAUUCCCAGUGGGGGAAUUCCCAAUAGGAGAUUCCAGUAGAGCCCAAGUCUGCACCAUCAUGAAGCUGUGAGGCGUGAAGAUGUCCUUGGAGAAGAGCAAACACUCAGAGAAACAUGGAAGCAGCCACAGUACAUGGAGUCUCACUGCAGAAGUGGCAUCAAAGACCCCAUUCUGUCCCAGUUGUAACUGGGGGACACCACCAGUGCUGCCAGAACCAUACUGGUAGAGCCCUGGGAUUUUGGGGCAGAGCCCUGCUGGCAGUGUGAUGCCAAGGCAUCUUCUGCUGCAUCUCACACCCACAGGCAGUGAGCUCCUAUUCUGAUACGGCUCAUCUAAUGAAAGCUGAAGAGGAUAGGGGAUUUAUUUUGUCUUAAUGUAUAUAUUCACAUUGUAAAAGCAAUCCAAAAACAGCUCAGUGGUUCUCCGCAUGAUGCUGUCAAUUCCCACCACAGGGUAGAAUUUGUUGGUAGAAAUUAAAUGAAAUUAAAUUAAAACAGAAAAGCGUGGCUGCUGCUGAUGGGUACUACUGGGAGCCUUGAGAGCAGUGUGCAGUGUAGAAGCAUAGCAGGAGUGAACAGCCCCCAGUUCCUGGGUUUGCUUAUGUUUUGCAGCAUCCUUGCAGCCCAUUCUGCUGCACUGUUGCUCAUUCCCUGUCUCUCUAUGUCUGUAUUGUGAAAAUUUUGGGAAAUAGCCAUGGGCACCACAUUCAUCUUUUUCGCCCCCUUUUUCCCCCAUCAAAUUAAUCCCUUUUGUUAGGAUGUAUAUGGUAGGUAAGGGGCGUUUCCAAACAGCAGAUUCUCAAGUUUUUCAUUAAGGAAUUUCUGAAGAGCUUUGGUGAAAUGAGAGGUAAUUGCCAUCUUUGGGAAUAAACUGUAGUAUAAAACAUAUAUAGGAGCCUGAAUACAGGGCAGAAUAUAGUUCAUUUUGAGGAGUCUGCUUAGGACUGAGCAAGCAGAAGAGUCUACGCUUUGCAGUAGGAACUUAAAGUCUGGUUCAAGGCUCAGUUUUUCACUGGUUGUUGUGGUGGAAUCACAGAAUCAUGGAAUAUCCCGAGUUGGAAGGGACCUGUAAGGAUCAUUGAGUCCUACUCCCAGAAACAGCAUCUGUUCUAUGGAUAGGCAUUCUAUUAUGAGGAAUGCCCCCUCCCUGCAAGUACUCAAGGCCAGAUGGAUGGGGCUGUGAGCAACCUGGUCUAGAGGGAGGAGUCCCUUCCUAUAGCAGGGGGUUGGAUCUAGAUGAUCUUAAAGGUCCCUUCCAACCCAAACCAUUCUAUGAUUCUAUUAUGUAAUGGCAUUAUUUAAUUCAGCAGUUCUGUAAGAGUGUGUUGGAAUGGAAGGCGGCACAAAGUGAACUGCUCCUGAAAUGACACUGCUGUUGGCUGAGCCCUUGGAUUUGUUCCUUGUGCAAUGAACACGUGCAGUGCCAUGGGCCAUGCAGAGGCAGGAGCUGCCGCCCUGCAUCCCGUGCUGCCAGGAGUGGGGCUUUGUCAGCACUGGGAAAUAGGGGUGAAAAAAAACCUGACCCCAACCCUCCUUCCCUGUGCAAUACUGACUGCUCGUGUACGUGGCUGUGUUUUCAGAGCUUGUGAGCUUGUGAAGCUGUUCCCAAUAGCUGCUUGCUUUUCUUUCUGGUGAACAGGUCCUCAUCUGUGCAAACCCUUACAGCAAUCAUCCUAUCUCAUUUUUUCCCCCUAUAAAUUUUAUUUUCUUAAGAGUCCUGCUCUAUACUGCCUAGCAAGUUCUGAUCCACCGAUUGACAGAUUUAUCUUCCUUGUCCGACUGUUUCCAAUUCCAAAGCCUGAAGAUCAAAACCAAGUUGCAUAGUGAGACCUGAGGGUGAGCAGAAAUGCUGUUUUGUUUUUCCUCAGAAACCACUCAGUUCCAAAUCCUGACUCAUUUAGGGCACGGUCCUGGUUAGUGAGGGGGGUCUGAGGCUGAAGGAGAGGAAGAGGAGCCGGCUGCACAUGCUGCUAUCCCUCCAGUGAGGGAGGAGGAAGAACCAGUUUGGGAGUCCUAAGAGAUGCAUGGACAAGUUUUCACUCUUGUGUGUGAAAUCAGUCUAUGCAGGGACAUGAGUGGUUCCAAACCAACCCAGAGCUGCUUAAAAAUGUCAGUGAUAUUAAAAAGUUGGGAUGGAAUAACACCCUCAGGGCACGGCACAGACAAAAAGUAACUCAGAGGCGCUCCAAUUUUUAGCUAUCAGCCCAGACCCAUCUUCAGGGCUGGAUUUCUUCCACCAAAAUGCCAUCAGUCUCAGAAGCACCUCAUUGUUGUUGGGGUCUGCCAGUCUGCUGGGGGAAAGCAAAAUCGGGGACUCCUAAAGGCUGAUUCUUAAGUUGGAUCUGGUGAGCUUCAAAAUCAUCUGUUUGUAAACAACUCUUUGAUAGCGGUUGGCUGUAGAAAGUGGCCGUGCAUGUGGGGGUCUCCAUCUGGUCAGGCAGGUAAUCCAUCCCGUCUCAUACCCCUCAUUUUCCACCGAGGCACAUCCUGAGGGAGGAUUUUAGAUCAGACUGUACCCUUUGCAGCAGAACUCUAUAUUUCCUCUCCGUAUGUACAGCUCCUAGCACGACAGGACUCUGAUUGGAGCCUUUGUGUGCUGCUCUCACACUCAGAGCGUAUAAUAGGAAUAAUGUAAUUAAAAUGUCAUUGCAGUUCACCCUUAGCAUAAUGAUUGCGUGGCUGUACUCUGUCACCUGUGGAUAAAGUCAAUGUCCUUUUUGUAUCAUAGGGAGUAUAUUUUAUUAUUGAAGAAACAGUUUAAUUUUUAAGAUUAAAUUAAAAAGUAUCUGCUUAUUGUUUCGUUUUAAGCCUAAAUAAGCAAAUGUUUUGUAGCCUUCAAACGAGUAUGUGUUAAUUGAAGAAAUCCAUCUUCCUGAAUUGGAGCUGUUUAUAGUCCGAUAUUCCGGGAGUGAUUAACACUUGGUAAUUUGAAUAAAAUUGGUUUAUUUUCUCA
Molecule: messenger RNA, 9505 nt
Organism: Gallus gallus (chicken)
Lineage: Eukaryota; Metazoa; Chordata; Aves; Galliformes; Phasianidae
Gene: CLIC5
Product: chloride intracellular channel 5
Exons: 7
Coding region: 112-1335 (407 amino acids)
Source: RefSeq, a predicted model, not a curated record